AUGCCCAGCACAGGAGAUACCCCAAAGAUGAACAUCUUCUAUUCGGGCGUUUUUGGGUACCAGGGCAUACAUGUGAUUAAUCUGAGGCGAGGCAGUGUCAUCGUGGAGCACGAGGUGCGCCUGCGCGAGCCCUUCUCGAACUUCAGUGGUUCCUAUGAGGCAUCCUUCAAGGACAUCCUCCAGGUCCUGCAAAAUAAUUGCACUUUCAACCAAACAGAUCAGCUCUGCUUUACUGAAGGAGCUUCUCGUGCGACUCGAGUGCCCCUGAGCCCUGAAGAUCUGUCAAAAGAAUGCAGGAACACCUCCGUGGUGGCACAAAACAUCCAGCAAUUUUACGUGGCACGAAACAUCAGUGGCAGCCUCCAGUGCGUCUCUAACUGCAGCGUUUGGCACCCCGACCCCUUCAGAUGUGUGAACGGAAACUGCUAUGUCACCCCUGAGGGGCCCAGUUGCUACUGUGAGCAGUCGGACUCCUACUGGUUCGUGGGCCGGCGCUGUGAGCAGGGCAUCAGCAAGGUGGGGGUGGCCGUGGGGGUGGCCCUGGGCCUGGCGGUGCUGCUGCUGAUCAUCCUGGUCUUGGUCGUGCUUCUCUGCUGGAGGCGCUGUUGCCCGAGGGAGAAAGGACACAGGCUGACGCAUUUGCCUCCCGAUGAAGAGAAGCGUUAUGAAAAUGAGCCCUACUGGGUGUUCCAUCCCGAACACCCUGCUCCGAGUACCCCAGCAACUGCCACAGGAGGUAUGUGGGGCAAGGUCUAGGCCAGGAAAGGGAGGCCAUGGCGGGGGUGGCAUGCCUUGGUCUCCAUGUCAACUGCUGGUCCCCAAAGUAUGCUUCUUCCCUUGCCCAGCGGGUUAAUGCAUGAAAGAAAAUACGUCAAUGGAAUUAUAGAUGGUCCAGGGUUGCAGAGGGACGUGGGUGGCGCUGUGGGUUAAACCACAGAGC
Messenger RNA from Podarcis muralis (Common wall lizard), 940 nucleotides. NCBI's taxonomy places the organism in Eukaryota, Metazoa, Chordata, Lepidosauria, Squamata, Lacertidae. The record is from RefSeq and is a predicted model, not a curated record.